AUGGCGGCGGCGCCGCCCGCCCUCAGCUGGGCGCUGCCCCUGCUGGCGGCGCUGGCGGGCGCCGGCGGCCCCCAGAGCUUCGAGCUGCCAGGGGCCCCCAUCGACAACAUCGAGGUGAGCAGCGGCGGCGUGCUGGUGGCAGGCGGCAGCUGCCUCUACGAGCUGCGGCCCGAGCUGCGGCUCCGCCACCGCGUGGUGCCAGCGGCGGCGGGUCAGGUCUGCGGGGAGCCCCCCGGCAUGCGCAGCAACCUGCUGCUGCCCUACGUGGAGGCCGGCGGGAACGGUGUCCUGCUGGCUGGCUGGACCCAGAAGGAUGGCACUUGUGAGGUGUGGGAGCAGCCGGCCUACCGGCAGCGCUUCAACCGCAGCGAGGUGGUCAGCUGCCUGCCCGACGGCUCCACCGCUGGAGUCGUCUUCCAGCUGGCUGGCGCCUGGUACCUGGCAGUGGCGGCUACCUACUCGACUGGCAGCUAUGGGAACUAUCUGGGCUGCGAGCCCUCCCAGUCGGACAAGGCAACCGUCAUUACAGUGCGCAGCAUGAACAACCUGGAGUCCAAGGAGGAGCUGGGCAUCAUCAAGCGCAAGGACGAGCCUUUGCACUUUGUUGACGCUCUCCAGUGGGGGGACCACCUCUUCUUUCCCUACUAUACCUUGAAAGCCAGGGCAGGCAACAGCACGGAGCCACCGAGUAUGGCUGUCCUGCGCCAGCUGCGCCCCUCAGAGGGUGGCCUUACUUUGCAAGGGCAUGUGUAUUUGGACUGCGGGUGCAGGACUCUCAUUGUUUCCUCCAGCCUCGUCCGCCAGGGCGAGCGGGGCUGGUGGGUUGGUGUUUUCCUCUACAAACAGGACGCCAAGGCCUGGAAUGCCACUGCUGUGUGCAUCUUUGGGAUGGAGGAGAUGAAGGAGCAAGCCUGCGCAUCCACGCACUUUGUCAUGAAUGGGAAUAGUUGUGAGGCACGGUCAAUCAAGAAAUUACCUACCUUGAUUCACUCUGGUUUAGUGGCUGUUUAUGGUACGGUUGUUUUGAAUCAGAUAAUUCUCUUUUUGGGAACAGAUGAUGGACAGUUACUGAAGGCUAUUCUUAAUGAGGAUAUGGAAUCUAAUUGCCCAGAGAUUUUAUAUGAAAUUAAGGAAGAAACCUCCAUUUUCCCCAAACUUCGACUUGAUCCAGUAGAUAACAACUACAUCUAUCUGUCCUCUGCCAAUAAGGUGAGAAGAAUACCAGUUGCGAAUUGCGGUAGAUAUAUUUCCGAGCAAGAAUGCUUAUCUGUAAAGGAUCCGUACUGUGGGUGGUGUUCUUUGACUCAAAGGUGCACAUUGAAAGAAAAUUGUACUCAUUCGAACAGCAUAAAGGGUUGGUAUAAUAUUUCACAUGCACCUGAUAAAGAUCUGAAAAUCCAGCUAAGUUUCCCUGCCAGAUAUCAGGUUGCUAUGUCUGCAAGUAUAAACAAAAUCCUUACUUCCUGUAUGAUAAAGAUUAUAACACCUGCUGAAAUAUUUUACGAAAAUGUGAUACUGAAAAACUCAUCCUGUUUGUGCAAUCUGACCACUGUGGUGAUAACUGAUAAUGAUUGUCUUGUUAUCGAAGCAUCGCUGUCCUCAAGCUCUUGGAAUAUCACACAAACAUUUCAGUUGAAAAACUGCUUACAAUGUAUACACAAGGGUCAAUGUGACAGCUGUAAAUGGACGCGUGUCUCUCCUGCCACCACCUGCCAGGAUAGUUGUAAUGCAGCUGCUUCCAAGGGGAUCACCACUGCACAGAAAACAGAGCAUAUCAGCAUUCAUUCCAUUGAGCCUUUGUGGAUUUCUACAUUAGGCAAAAGUGAAAUAACAGUCAAAGGAGAAAACUUUACACGUGCAUCAGGCAUAAAACUGAUACUGACUGGAAUCACUGGCUGUAAAUCAGACAUCAUUAAAGUUAGAAAUGUGCUAAAUGAUACACAAAUGACAUUUGCUCUCCCACCAACACGUAAAGAGGCCAAAAGUAUAUGUAUACAGGCUAAUGGGAAAAAAUGUUCACCACCAAUGACCCUGCAUUAUGUUUCACCACCAUCAUGUCUUGCAAUCACACCAAAUACCUCUUGGAUCAGUGGUGGUCGUAAAAUUACUACAAUUGGUAGAAAUUUUAAUGUCGUGGACAGUGUGAUUAUUUCAGAUGACCAGAGAUCAAACCUCACUGUCUCUAGGUGUCCUGGAAAUGAAUCUGAAUAUCAUUACUUAACGCCAAGCCUGAGCCAUGCAACAGAGGGUAAAGUUGUCGAUAUGAUGUUAAAAGUGGAAACUACCUUUAUACCAUGUGUUAAAUUACACUAUCACCCUGACCCAGUGUUCAUUAACUACCAGCUGCACACUGAGCUCGAUCCUGAUCUGGAAUUGAAAAUAUAUAAAGAAAAUGACAACUUAAAUAUUUCUAAGACUGAGGUAGAAGUUUAUCUGUCAUAUGUGAAUGGUGCACAGACCAAAAAGAUAUGGUUCAGUGUCCAGAAUAUUACCAAAAAGCCAGACCGUAGCACCAUACUGUGCAAAUUCAAAAGGGAAGGAACAGACAAGAUUGACUUUUCCACAGUGAAAGUUUUUGUCAAAUUAGGAAAUUUUGAGCAUGAAGUCAAGCCAACAUCAUCACAUGUAUAUUUGUAUGUUCUGAUUUUGCUACCUAUUGUAGUGGGUGUCAUUAUAGCGGCAUUCAUAGUUACUAGAUACAAAUCCAAAGAGUUAACUCGUAAACAGAGUCAGCAACUGGAACUGCUGGAAUAUGAGAUUCGGAAGGAAAUACGUGAGGGAUUUGCUGAACUGCAGAUGGACGAAUUAGAUGUGGUGGAUAGCUUUGGAACUGUUCCAUUCCUCGACUACAAACACUUUGCUCUUAGAACUUUCUUUCCAGAGUCAGGAGGCUUUGCAUCCAUCUUCAGUGAAGACAUGCCACAGAGCAGAGACCAAACGAGCAAGGAUGAAAGCUUCAACAUGUUGCAUGCUUUAAUUUGUAACAAGAACUUUCUUGUUACUCUCAUUCACACCCUUGAAAAGCAGAAAAAUUUCUCUGUGAAAGACAGGUGCUUGUUUGCAUCCUUCUUGACCAUUGCACUGCAGACUAAGCUAGUUUAUCUAACCCAUAUUUUGGAAGUGUUGACAAAGGACUUGAUGGAGCAAUCAAGCAAUGUGCAGCCUAAGCUCUUGCUCAGAAGAACGGAAUCUGUGGUAGAAAAACUCCUGACAAACUGGAUGUCUGUCUGCCUUUCAGGAUUUCUCCGGGAGACAAUUGGUGAACCAUUCUAUUUGCUAGUGACAACCCUCAAUCAGAGGAUAAACAAAGGACCUGUUGACGCAAUAACUUGCAAAGCCCUCUACACCCUGAAUGAAGACUGGCUGCUGUGGCAAGUGUCCGAAUUCAAAACAGUGACAGUGAACAUUAUCUUUGAAAAAAACCCAGAAAAUGAGAGUGGAGAUGCCUGUCAGACAAUCCAAGUUAAUGUUCUGGACUGCGACACCAUUGGCCAAGCCAAGGAGAAGAGCCUUCAGGCUUUCCUUAAUAAGAAUGGCUUUCUCUAUGGUCUUCAGCUGGAUGAAAUUGGUCUUGAACUGGUGUCUGAGGAGCAGCAAAGAGAACUGUUAGAUAUUGAUGGUUCCUCUGAGGUGAUGGAGGAUGGGAUAAGAAAGCUAAAUACCAUCGGUCAUUACGAGAUUUCAAAUGGAGCAACCAUAAAAGUCUUUAAAAAGAAGGUGACUACCCGAUCAGAUGUGGACUACUCUGAUGAACACUGUCAUUUGAUUUUACCAGACUCCGAAGCAAACAAAGAUGUGAAAGGAGCAGGUCACAAGGGAAAGCAAAAAUUCAAAGUGAAAGAAAUGUACCUGACAAAGCUUCUGUCAACCAAGGUUGCAAUUCAUUCAGUUGUUGAAAAGCUCUUCAGGAGCAUUUGGAGUUUACCCAAUAAUAAAGCACCAGUUGCCAUCAAGUAUUUUUUUGACUUUCUGGAUGCCCAAGCUGAGAGCAAAAAAAUUACUGACCCUGAUGUGGUCCACAUAUGGAAAACCAACAGCCUUCCUCUUCGCUUCUGGGUGAACAUACUGAAGAAUCCCCAGUUUGUCUUUGAUAUUAAGAAGACUUCACAUAUAGAUGGCUGUUUGUCUGUAAUUGCACAAGCUUUCAUGGAUGCCUUUUCUCUAGCUGAACAGACACUGGGGAAGGAAGCACCAACAAAUAAGCUUCUCUACGCUAAGGACAUUCCACACUACAAGGAAGAAGUAAAAGCAUACUAUAAAGCCAUCAGGGAUCUGCCUCCACUGACCACUUCAGAGGUUGAAGAAUUUCUAACUCAGGAAUCUAAGAAACAUGAAAAUGAAUUUAAUGAGAAUGUGGCCUUGAAUGAAAUCUACAGAUACAUAGCGAAGUACCACGAGGAGAUUGACAGCAAACUCGAGCGAGAACGGGGGUUUGAAGAUGUCCAGAAACAGCUCCGGCAAGUAAAAGCCUUAUUCGAUGAAAAGAAAAAAUGCAAAUGGAUUUGAGCAGAGCUCUGACUCACAGCUGAGUCGCUGUGGGGGAUUUUAAAUAAGUGCUGCUGCUCCCAAAACUGUUCUGACUGACUCUAUGUACAGGGUUUGAAACAUAUGGACACUCUUCUCCACUCUGAUCAUUCCAAGUAAUACCUGCGUUUGGGAGAGAAGUACAGGCAGGGUUACAUAUUCAGACAUGGGCACAUGAAAGCAAAAGUGCAUCUAGAGUUGGCAGGGCCAACAUUUUUAGGUGUUUGAACACAAAUACAUACCUUUUGGUUCCAAAAUACUGCCUAAAUGAGCUUUCUGCUUACUUAAAAACAAGCUCAUAGAGGAUGUGCAACAUAUCCCAUGUGGACUUGUAAGUUGCUUAGCUCUUUUUUUUUGUAACAGAGAAAGCUGAUGUUUCACCACAUCCUCUUCAGCAGCCUUGACAAAAUGUGAGGAUGAGCUCUGGCUUCAGAAUACGGGUCAGCUGCAGUUUCCUUCCUUACAGACAAACGUACACUGGUUCCUGUUUGGGUGGGGGAAAACACCCCACACAAAACAGCACCAAAGUGACACUUCUAACAAGUAUGUUUAGCAGAAAAAGUAGGUCUGAGGUUUGAAGGGCAAAUGCUACAAGGCUGGACUUACCUUCCUUAAGUUAGGAAUUUCACAUCCAAAGUGAAGCAAACCACUGAGCCUGGGGAGAAGCUUUUGGAGCAAGGCACUAGCCCGGCAUCAGUCUGUGUUUACAUUUCUACCAUCCCAUCCUUAAACAAGCUGUGACACACUCAUGAGCAGCUUCACAUGUGCAACCUGUGUGCUGCUGCACCCACAUCAGGCCACCCCUGCCAUUUGAUGAGGCAGCUGAUGAGGGCUGCACUUUGGUGCACAAACCUGCAGCCGUGCUGACUAGGCAGUCUUGCCAUCUAUGUACAAGGGCCUCACAGAUCUAAAGCCAGCAUAUUUUUUUUCCAGGGCUUGUCAAAAAAAAAGUGUUAGUUUAAUAAUAUGUGAGACCCGGAGGGCUGGUGUAACCUCUGUGUAUGAGAAACAAAUAAUGAGAGCUGGGUUUGGGGAGGGGUGAUGGACUCUCUGCCUUAGUCCUGCUGGGGCGGUUUUGAGGCCUGGCCAGUUUAGAAGGUUAUCCAUUACAUUUGCAUUGGUAGCUAAAGCCACACCUGCUGGAGAGCAGGUGUGUGGCCAUGCUGCUGAGACGAGAUUGGUGCAGUGGCUACUGUGCAAAGCCACAGCAGCUCUGGCUCUGCUGCCACACCAGCACAGUUCUGCCCUCCACUAUGGAGCUGAAAUGGUUAGUUGCUGUGGGCUCUGCUCCAAUCACAGGGAGGUACAUAAGGCUACCACCUGCCCUUAGAUUUGAGGUAAGGUGUUAAUGAGCCAGAGCUACUGUUCCACAGUUCCCAGAGGGCUCCACCACUGGAGGUGAGUGGCAUAAUAGAGUGGUUCACAGGAGCAGGAAGAGCUGUCCCUGCCUUAGUGAGGCUCCUGCAGUAAACAUGGCCCAGGUGUAGUAUAGAAAGCCUGUGCUGGGCCAUGACCAGCUGGAGAUGCCUGUGUGGGGCUCCCAGGCAGUGGAGCCCUCAAACCAUUUCCUACUGUGCGCUGGUGCUCCAAAGCACAGAGGCUGCAGUAGAGCAGAACUGAAGCUGGCUGGUUCUGGUCUGAAGGCUUCCAGAGGCCAGGGCUGGGCCCAGUGCUGGUACACGCUAACCACGCUUUUGCAGAAGCAAGACCGCUGUGAACGUGGAAGACAAGGAAACACAAAACCACGCUGCCUACUGGUCUGCCCCUCCCUGUGACGUGAUUGCACAAGUUGUACCUCUUGCAUAUCAGAGAGGGCAGCCACCAACCCAUACUGUGAUGGCUUUUGUUUUUGUUUUUUAGUUUUAAAUUCAAGUCUUACACUUGCUGUUACGUUUACACUUUAUACUUGAUGGAAUGUAUGGCUUUGUUCAGGAAACUGCACUACGAUGUUGCAGUACUUUCAGCAGUUCUCUUCACUGCCUGGCACAGUAUAUUUGAUAAGUUUUCAUUUUAAUUAGAAAAAAAACACACCGCUCCUAACCCUAACCUAUCUUGCCCACUGUCCUAAAGGAAUGGCCCAUGGCUUGAGUAGCACUUAAGCUUAGAAUACCUGUACUUAAGGGCUUGAUUUUUAUCAUUCUUAACCUGUCACUUUAAAGCAGCAAAUAAAUAAAGCACAGUCAUUAAUAUUAAAGAAGGGGCAUGAGCACAUUAAUUACUCUUUCCAUUCAGCCUGAGGUUUCAGCAGUUCCCUUUCACCUCAGGUGUUUGCUGGCAGUGCAUUGGGAUGAACUGUGAUAGUUUUGUUCAACAGUAACUUUCUGUACAGGCAGAAAACUAAAACUCAACAUUUCUGCUUGGAAAAAAAAAAGAAAAAAGACAAAAAAAAAAGCUGUAAAAUAUAAUCUGUUUGCGUGGGUCUGAUCCUGUGAACUUCACUCUAUGUGUUUAUAUGAUGAGGGAACAAAAAUCAGUCUAUUCUGUAUUUGUACUACUGCUUGUUUGCUACAAUAGCUUUAAUAAUUUCUAGAGAUUAAGUAUGUGUUGAAGCAGGCCGUGUAGCUUUAGCCUACAGCCUGGAAUAGGAUUAUUGCCUUUUAUUCAAGCCUCCUCAACAGCGUCACUCUGUUAGUAAACCAUUUAAAGUCAUGCUGGGACUUUGUAACCCAUCAAGUGGAUCUCACGAAGUGAUGUGAAGUAUAAUGAAGUGAUUGUGGCUCUUUUCGGUAGGUUUGGGUCAGCACACAAAACAUUGGCACACCUUCCAUAUCCGCACCUUGCUCUUACUGCUACACAGACAAAAAAGAACGAUCUCUGAGUAAAGCUGUGUUAUGGCAACCUAACAGUUCUAACAUCAGUCUCUGAAAUGAAAGCAAACUUCUCUUCAACAUAUGUUCACAUGUUUACAGGCAAACUGGUAUGGCAAACAGCAUAUUUUCUAACACUAGCUUACAGAGCAUUACUUUGCAGUCAUCUAGUUUAAAGUCUUACUAAUGUGUAAAGUAAUUCUUGUUGUACAGAAGUUAACCUGUUGUUUAAAAUGAAUGGUUAAAAAAAGUGCAAAUGACAAAUACAUGUCAGUGUUUGUAUGGGUUUAUCUAGAAUAAAAUGUAUUUGGAGGUUA
Molecule: messenger RNA, 7648 nt
Organism: Melopsittacus undulatus (budgerigar)
Lineage: Eukaryota; Metazoa; Chordata; Aves; Psittaciformes; Psittaculidae
Gene: PLXNC1
Product: plexin C1
Exons: 31
Coding region: 1-4506 (1501 amino acids)
Biological process (GO): negative regulation of cell adhesion; regulation of cell migration; semaphorin-plexin signaling pathway involved in axon guidance
Cellular component (GO): plasma membrane; semaphorin receptor complex
Molecular function (GO): protein binding; semaphorin receptor activity
Source: RefSeq, a predicted model, not a curated record